Messenger RNA from Quercus robur (English oak), 555 nucleotides. RefSeq lists its product as uncharacterized. Bases 1 to 555 code for a protein of 184 amino acids. Lineage: Eukaryota; Viridiplantae; Streptophyta; Magnoliopsida; Fagales; Fagaceae. The transcript has a single exon. Gene Ontology annotation, molecular function: nucleic acid binding; zinc ion binding. The record is from RefSeq and is a predicted model, not a curated record.
AUGAAUCUAAAAGGAGAACUUCACAACAUUAGGAAAAGCUGUGAUUCUGUUGAUCUGUAUCUUCAAAAGAUCAAGGUUGUGAGGGAUAAGCUGAUGGUAGUUGGAAUAAUUCUUGGUGAUGAAGAAUUACUUCACAUAGCCAUCAAAGGCCUUCCCAAAGAAUUCAGUGCUUUCAAAUCUGCUAUACGAACAAGGAGUACACAAGUGAAUUUUGAUGAACUCACUACUCUACUUGGUGCAGAAGAGGAAUCUUUGAAUGAGUCUAAUGAUGUUAAAGAGACUUUUGCUAUGGCAGUGAAUGCCACACCUAGAUCAGGUGGUGGUGGCUAUAAUCAGUACAACAACAGAGGAAGAGGAAGGAAUAACAAUAAUAGAGGAAGAGGAAAUGGUGGUGGUAGAGCAUCUAAUGCUUUUCCACAUCAGUUUUCAUCAUACACCUUAAAUCAGAACCAUUCAAAUCAGUUCUCUCCAUCAUCACAGUUUCAAGGUUCAAGAAAUGAGAGGCCAUCAUGUCAAAUAUGUGGGAAGAGUGGUCAUAUAGCAAUAGAUUGUUAG